ACUGAUACCUUUAUGUUGACUCCUACUGAUGAGGAAAGUGACCACCAGCUCCUCUCUCACAACUCUCAUGUAGCUGAGAGCCAAGAUCAGAAAGGAGGCAAGCAUGGAGACUCAGGCUCAACUAGAACUGCAGAGCCAAAUGAACAGAGUCUACAUCACGAAAGCACAAGUCACAGUAACAAUGUAGACAACCCUCACCUGUCAGAGAUGCACUGUGAUACUCACACAGGUAAACAGCCUUUAAAAUGUGACACAUGUGGAAAAGACUUUAAGUAUAAAUCAUCACUGAAAAGUCAUCUGAGAAUCCACACAGGUGAGAAACCGUUUGCAUGUAAAACAUGUGGAAGAGCUUUCAGAAAAAAUGGUCAUUUGAAAGACCACAUGAGAAUCCACAAAGGAGAGAAGCCAUAUUCCUGCAACACGUGUGGGAAAAGAUUCACUCAGAAAUCAGCAUUGACGUCUCAUCAUACAAGAAUCCACACAGAGCUCCCACAGCAACAUGUCUGUAAUGAGGAGGCGGUCCUCUCUGACCAGCAGCUCUGCCCGCAGGAGGCGGGGCAGGAGGCCGGGGAGGCGGGCGGGACCACCCUGGAGGCAGCCGGAGCCACUCUGGAGGACGGCAAGGUGAACGGGACUGCUCUAGAGGCCGUGCUGGAGGCAGGCGGAGCCACUCAGGAGGCCGGCAGAGAGUCCAGGCUGGAGGCCGGCAGCAACGCUCUGGAGGCUGGCGAGGAGGCCGGGCUGGAGGCGGACGGAGCCACUCUGGAGGCCGGCAGAGAGGCCGGGCUGUAG
Molecule: messenger RNA, 792 nt
Organism: Cottoperca gobio
Lineage: Eukaryota; Metazoa; Chordata; Actinopteri; Perciformes; Bovichtidae
Product: zinc finger protein 471-like
Exons: 4
Coding region: 13-792 (259 amino acids)
Biological process (GO): regulation of transcription by RNA polymerase II
Molecular function (GO): DNA-binding transcription factor activity, RNA polymerase II-specific; RNA polymerase II cis-regulatory region sequence-specific DNA binding
Source: RefSeq, a predicted model, not a curated record